This is a messenger RNA of Chrysoperla carnea, 588 nucleotides long. RefSeq names its product BTB/POZ and MATH domain-containing protein 3-like. Lineage: Eukaryota; Metazoa; Arthropoda; Insecta; Neuroptera; Chrysopidae. Gene Ontology annotation, molecular function: protein binding. Bases 127 to 516 code for a protein of 129 amino acids. The transcript has 2 exons. The record is from RefSeq and is a predicted model, not a curated record.
AGUCAAAAUUGUAAAGAACGUAUAAUUUAUUGGGGGUAAAAUUCAGGGAAUUGGGAAAAAUUUGUUGAUAAUACUCGAUAGUUUGCAAUAUAUAAAUCAACUACAGACAAUAUUCAGUAAAAGAUUAUGGCUCCACACAUUAAAGGAUCGAAUAUUAAAGAUCGAAUGUUUAGUUUGUUGCAAUCAGCGAUAUAUUCAGAUUGUGACAUAAUUGCGGAUGAUGAUACAAUAAAAGCACAUAAGUUUAUAUUAGCAGCAGUUAGCCCAGUAUUUGAAGAACAUUUCUUCGGACCAUUUUCUCAAAGCAAUUUUUAUAUGCCAUAUAGUGCAAGUAUUACAGCACAAAUACUGAAAGCAGCAUAUCAACAACCCAUCUAUAUCUCAUCGAAACGUGAAGCAAGAGAAAUUCGAGAUGCAGCAGAAUAUUUACAAAUGGCUGAAUUAUGGAAGAUUGUUGACAAUUAUAUAGAAAAUAGUAAUAAACAAACAUCGUCAAAACAUGCUAUCUUAACAUAGGAGUUCGAUGUUUAUAUUUGUUCGAAUUUAGCUCACUUUCCGAUAUUUGAUAAAAUGAGCUUGGAAAACGGC